AUCUUUGGGUGGUGGAGUGCCGAGAAGGUUACCUGUGGCAGAGGAAUCCCAGUGAUCUGCAACCAUGACGGACCAGCAGGCUGAGGCCCGGUCCUAUCUCAGCGAGGAGAUGAUUGCUGAGUUCAAGGCCGCCUUUGAUAUGUUUGAUGCUGAUGGUGGCGGGGACAUCAGCGUCAAGGAGUUGGGCACAGUGAUGAGGAUGCUGGGUCAGACGCCCACCAAAGAAGAGCUGGACGCCAUCAUUGAAGAGGUGGAUGAAGAUGGCAGCGGCACCAUUGACUUCGAGGAGUUCUUGGUCAUGAUGGUGCGCCAGAUGAAAGAGGACGCGAAAGGGAAGAGCGAGGAGGAAUUGGCAGAGUGUUUCCGAAUUUUCGACAGGAACGCAGACGGCUACAUUGAUGCUGAGGAGCUGACUGAGAUUUUCCGGGCUUCUGGAGAGCACGUGACGGAAGAGGAGAUCGAGUCCCUGAUGAAAGACGGAGACAAGAACAACGACGGCCGCAUAGAUUUUGAUGAGUUCCUGAAGAUGAUGGAAGGUGUGCAGUAAGGAGUCGGCUGUAGCCU
Molecule: messenger RNA, 564 nt
Organism: Chrysochloris asiatica (Cape golden mole)
Lineage: Eukaryota; Metazoa; Chordata; Mammalia; Afrosoricida; Chrysochloridae
Gene: TNNC2
Product: troponin C type 2 (fast)
Exons: 6
Coding region: 65-547 (160 amino acids)
Cellular component (GO): myosin II complex
Molecular function (GO): calcium ion binding
Source: RefSeq, a predicted model, not a curated record